Messenger RNA from Coregonus sp. 'balchen', 10571 nucleotides. The record is from the annotation of a GenBank genome assembly. NCBI's taxonomy places the organism in Eukaryota, Metazoa, Chordata, Actinopteri, Salmoniformes, Salmonidae.
AUGGCCUUCAUGUCCUCUCAGAAUACAGCUUCUGUAUUAGUGGAAACCUUUGUCAAAGGCAUGGCGACUAUUAUCCAUAACAAUGAGUCCACUGACACUAUUUGGCCAACAGAAUCUGUGCUACUGGAAAGAAGUGGGAGAGUUUUGCAGUCCUCCCUCGUUGGCUCCCAACUGGAUGAUACUGAAUUUAGUAUUAAAAUAUCAGAGGAGAAGCUUUGGUCAAUGGCUAAGACCAUCUGCGUCGGUAUGAAGAAGACGCUUAAGAAUUUCUUCACAGGGUUGAAGCCAUCCAGAUCCGAAAGAACAGAAAAUGCUUCUUCCAAAGAGACCCUUGGGGAAAUCCUGGUUGCUAUCCAGAGUGAAAUAUCAAACUUAGGGCGAAAUAAGUUUUCCAGGGAGCUCCUUCAGAUCAAUGACAUGGUAGGAACUAUGCUGAAGGAGGUUAAGAAAAGCAAGGAUGACAGUGAACAAGUCUGCCAAGACAUCCCUAGAACAUGUUCAUCUUUGUCCAUUUCUUCAAAGGGUCAUUGUUCCUUAUCCAGGUCUUCAAAGGGUCCAAUAUCAAAGUGUGAGCUAGAGAUCAACCUCCCUGGCACUCCCAUCCCUGACGAGGUUCCUGAUGAUUUGACCUUCCCCAUCGUAAGGAGCUCCUGCAUCGACACCAGGGACUCUAUAAUGCCAGGGUUUUCUACGAGUGACCUAAGGACAAAGAUGAUGACACACACAGAUGAAGCCCUGCAUCGUAACAGUCCAAGGACUGACAGUAGCCGACCAUCGAGUGCCAAAGCCUCUCUUCGAUUCUUCACUCCCUCUUGCACCAGCAAGGGAACCUCUUUGGUACCAAAGGGGGUUGGGAUUGACAUGGAAGAGAAAGAAGUCCCCAGCAGCUCUGGCCAUCUGAGGGAGCUCUUAAUCACCUCAGACAUCAGCAGUGCCACUGCAUUCCCUCUGCAGUCCUUGAUGGACUCCGGCAAAGAUGAUUUCAUCUGUUUGGUCACCAUACUGGUAAUAAGGUUGCUAUCGAAGAUCGGGCCCUCAGCCCUAGAUGGACCCAACAGGCAGCAGACAUGACAGCAAUAUUUCAACAGCUCAUCAGACAAGUUCUGUCUGAGUUCUGUGCUGCAUCCGGAUUCUCCAGGACACAGGCAUACCCUCAGGACCUGCACAUCCACACAGUGUCCAGGGGUAUACAUAAAAACCUCCUGGAGGUGUUUGGCUCUUAUAACACCCUCCAAGCAGCUAUGGCCUCCCAGGAUUCUGAAUUUGACAGUUCCUGGUAAAAUCAUUGACCCAGCAGCUGGUGCAGGGAUGCAAGGAGGCGUCAAGACCAGCUUCUGCUGCAACAAACCCAGCAGACCAGGCUGAGACAGAGAUGAGGGCUGAGUUGAAAGCAAAAAGGUGCUUCCUUCUCAUUUUAGCGUUCCAAAAGAGGAAACAAAAAUGACUGCCAUUCAGUCCAGGACCAGACUGAGAUUCCCUCUACUGAUGGACAUUGCAUAGGUAAGGAUGUUUUAGAGCUCUGCUAUAGCUUGAAGUUUUGUUUAGGUGUGUUAGAAACAUAGAGUAGGUCUAGUACACUUAUAGCAGAGGUUGUAGCAGAGGUUGUGUUCUUCUCUAGCUGGAGGUAAGCAGGAGGUAAGCUUCUCAUAUGGUGUUGAGUAAAGCUUAACCAUGUAUUAGAUCGUAGGUAGGUAGUUAGUUGUAGUUACCCUAGUUGUAGUUAGGUAGUGUAGUUAUUGUAGGUUAGUAUUGUUGUUAUUGUAGGUUUCCGUAGGUAAUUGUAGGUUAGUAUCGAAGCACGAGGCUAGCUAGCUAGCGGGUAGCUACUGGUACAAUUGACUGUAACGUUUAGCAACGGUGGAGAGCUGUUUCCAAUGUUAAUGUGCUGCUAGCCAACGUUUAAUUUUUGCUGCGUUAUGCGUUAUGAAAGGAACUAGACACGGACAUGAAUUAUCUGUUUAGUGUGCUAACACACUCUUGGCAGUUUGUUGUAACCAAGUAUUGGUGCUAAAUUGUGUGUUAAUGGAUGCUAGCUUGCUAGUUAGCUAUGGCGUCAUAGCUUGUGGGUAGUUACUGUAGGUUGGCAGUAAACUAGCCGUUUUUUCGAACAGAGUCAUAGUCAACACAAUAGCCAUUGUGUGCCGGGUGUAGCACGAAGCUAGCUAGCUAGCCGUUCUUCAAACAAAGUCAACACAGUGGCCAUUGCUAGCUACCCAACACGACCAGCUAACUGUACGGAAGUAGCUAAAUACAAUAUACUUGUCCUAGCUAGCCAACGUUUAAUCAUUGCUGCGUCAUGAAAGGAACUUGACACAGACACGAAUGAUCUGUUUAGUGUGUUAUCACACUAUUGGUGGUUUGUUGUGACCAAGUGUUGGUGCUAAACUGUGUGUUACUGGAUGCUAGCAUGCUAGUUAGCUAGUUAACACACUAUUGGUGGUUUGUUGUGACCAAGUGUUGGUGCUAAACUGUGUGUUAAACUGUGUGUUAUUGGAUGCUAGCAUGCUAGUUAGCUAUGGUGUCAUAGUUAGCUAGCUGAAUAAAGUGGGUUGAGUCUAUUCCUUUAAACAUUGAACCGCUGUGGUUCACAACAAUUCUGAUUUCUAAAGGUGGAAGUUGGGAGAGUUUUUGUUCGGGUGGUUCAGUGAAACAAUUUUAGUUUCUGAGGUAGAAGUUUUUGGUGAGGGAGGCCCUGCUCUCUCCUCUCCCAGAUGCUUAGCUCAUUUCAUUCCGAUCUCCUCUGCAUUUUUGUAGCCAUUUGCUACAGCCUGUCAACUAUGCCUCUGCCUAUCCCUGUUCUCUCCUCUCUGCACAGGCUACACAAACGCACCACACCGCGCGGGCUGCUGCCUCUCUAACCUGGUGGUCCCUGCACGCACCCCACACCUGGAGUUCCAGGUCGCAGGCAGCCUCUGGAACUGCCGUUCUGCUGCCAACAAAGCUGACUUCAUCCCAGCCUAUGCCAACCUCCAGUCCCUCGACUUCCUGGCGCUGACGGAAACAUGGAUCACCACUGAAAACACUGCUACUCCUACUGCUCUCUCCUCGUCUGACCAUGUGUUCUCGCAUACCCCGAGAGCAUCUGGUCAGAGGGGUGGUGGUACAGGAAUCCUCAUCUCUCCCAAGUGGACAUUCUCAAUUUUUCCCCUAACCCAUCUGUCUAUCUCCUCAUUUGAAUUCCAUGCUGUCACAGUCACUAGCCCAUUUAAGCUUAAUAUCCUUGUCAUCUAUCGCCCUCCAGGUUCCCUUGGAGAGUUCAUCAAUGAGCUUGACGCCAUGAUAAGUUCCUUUCCUGAGGAUGGCUCACCCCUCACAGUUUUGGGGGAUUUCAACCUCCCUAUGUCCACAUUUGACUCAUUUCUCUCUGCCUCCUUCUUUCCACUCCUCUCCUCUUUUGACCUCACCCUCUCACCGUCCCCCCCUACUCACAAGGCAGGCAAUACGCUUGACCUCAUCUUCACUAGAUGCUGCUCCUCUACAAAUCUCACUGCAACUCCCCUCCAUGUCUCCGACCACUACUUUGUUUCCUUUUCUCUCUCGCUCUCCUCCCACACUACUCACUCUGCCCCUACACAGAUGGUAAUGCGCCGCCGCAACCUUCGCUCUCUCUCUCCCACUACUCUCUCCUCUUCCAUCCUAUCAUCUCUUCCCUCUGCUCAAUCCUUCUCCCUCCAAUCUCCUGAUUCUGCCUCCUCAACCCUCCUCUCCUCCCUUUCUGCAUCCUUUGACUCUCUGUGUCCCCUAUCCUCCCGGCCGGCUCGGUCCUCCCCUCCAGCUCCGUGGCUUGAUGACUCAUUGCGAGCUCACAGAACAGAGCUCCGGGCAGCGGAGCGGAAAUGGAAGAAAACUAAACUCCCUGCCGACCUGGCAUCUUUUCACUCCCUCCUCUCUACAUUUUCUUCAUCUGUUUCUGCUGCUAAGGCCACCUUCUACCACUCUAAAUUCCAAGCAUCUGCCUCUAACCCUAGGAAGCUCUUUGCCACAUUUUCCUCCCUCCUGAAUCCUCCCCCCCCCCCCCCCCCCCUCCUCUCUCUCUGUGGAUGACUUCGUCAACCACUUUGAAAAGAAGGUUGACGACAUCCGAUCCUUGUUUGUUAAGUCUAAUGACACUGCUGGUCCUGCUCACACUGCCCUACCCUAUGCUUUGACUUCUUUCUCCCCUCUCUCUCCAGAUAAAAUCCUGCGACUUGUGACUGCAGGCCGCCCAACAACCUGCCCGCUUGACCCCAUCCCCUCCUCCCUUCUCCAGACCAUCUCCGGUGACCUCCUCCCCUACCUCACCUCGCUGAUCAACUCAUCCUUGACCGCUGGCCAUGUCCCUUUCGUCUUCAAGAGAGCGAGAGUUGCUCCCCUUCUCAAAAAACCAACACUCGACCCCACUGAUGUCAACAACUACAGACCAGUAUCCCUUCUUUCUUUUCUUUCCAAAACUAUUGAGCGUGCCGUCUUUAGCCAACUCUCUUGCUAUCUCUCUCAGAAUGACCUUCUUGAUCCAAACCAAUCAGGUUUCAGGACUGGUCAUUCAACUGAGACUGCUCUUCUCUGUGUCACGGAGACUCUCCGCACUGCUAAAGCUAACUCUCUCUCCUCUGCUCUUGUCCUUCUAGACCUGUCUGCUGCCUUUGAUACUGUGAACCAUCAGAUCCUCCUCUCCACCCUCUCCGAGCUGGGCAUCUCCGGCGCGGCUCACUCCUGGAUUGCGUCCUACCUGACCGGUCGCUCCUACCAAGUGGCGUGGCGAGAAGCUGUCUCCGCACCACGUGCUCUCACCACUGGUGUCCCCCAGGGCUCAGUUCUAGGCCCUCUCCUUUUCUCCCUAUACACCAAGUCACUUGGCUCUGUCAUAUCCUCACAUGGUCUCUCCUAUCAUUGCUACGCUGACGAUACACAACUAAUCUUCUCCUUUCCCCCUUCUGAUAACCAGGUGGCGAAUCGCAUCUCUGCAUGUCUGGCAGACAUAUCAGUAUGGAUGACGGAUCACCACCUCAAGCUGAACCCUGGCAAGACGGAGCUGCUCUUCCUCCCGGGGAAGGACUGCCCGUUCCAUGAUCUCGCCAUCACGGUUGACAACUCCGCUGUGUCCUCCUCCCAGAGUGCGAAGAGCCUAGGCGUGACCCUGGACAACACCCUGUCGUUCUCCGCCAACAUCAAGGCGGUGACCCGCUCCUGCAGGUUCAUGCUCUACAACAUUCGGAGAGUACGACCCUGCCUUACACAGGAAGCGGCACAGGUCCUAAUCCAGGCACUUGUCAUCUCCCGUCUGGACUACUGCAACUCGCUGUUGGCUGGCCUCCCUGCCUGUGCCAUUAAACCCCUACAACUCAUCCAGAAUGCCGCAGCCCGUCUGGUGUUCAACCUUCCCAAGUUCUCUCACGUCACCCCCCUCCUCCGCACACUCCACUGGCUUCCAGUUGAAGCUCGCAUCCGCUACAAGACCAUGGUGCUUGCCUAUGGAGCAGCGAGGGGAACGGCACCUCUGUACCUUCAGGCUCUGAUCAGUCCCUACACCCAAACGAGGGCAUUGCGUUCAUCCACCUCUGGCCUGCUGGCUCCCCUUCCUCUGCGGAAGCAUAGUUCCCGCUCAGCCCAGUCAAAACUGUUCGCUGCUCUGGCACCCCAAUGGUGGAACAAGCUCCCUCACGACGCCAGGACAGCGGAGUCACUCACCACCUUCCGGAGACAUUUGAAACCCCACCUCUUUAAGGAAUACCUGGGAUAGGAUAAAGUAAUCCUUCUACCCCCCCCCCCCCUCCCCCCCCCCCCCCCCCAAAAUUGUAAAGUGGUUAUCCCACUGGCUAUAGGGUGAACGCACCAAUUUGUGAGUUGCUCUGGCUAAGAGCGUCUGCUAAAUGACGUUAAUGUGCCCUUGAGCAAGGCACUUAACCCUAAUUGCUCCUGUAAGUCGCUCUGGAUAAGAGCGUCUGCUAAAUGACUAAAAUGUAAAUGUAAAUGUAUAGCACUGUUAUUUUUCAAAGUUAUUAUAUUUCUUUCUCUCUCACCCCUAACCCCACCCCUUUAUCUUGUGUUUCUAGGCCCCCACAUUGGAGCUCAUGAUGCUGAAUCUCCAGUUGGAGAUGUUUCUCUUUCCAUCUCUCAUCCUAUCAAAAAACGCUCCUCAUCAGGGUCUUCUCAGCAAUGAUAAAACCCUUCAAGGGCUCCUCCAGGAAGACCCUGUAACCUGUUACACUGUAUGAAGAAAUACUUUCGUAACAGCAAGACUUUUGACAAGAGGAAUCUCUGCAUGUCUACCCUUUAAAGUCUAUUUGAUCAAAUGCAUGCAAACUACUUUACAAGAGUUUGACAUGUUUUGGAUGAUUGGUAGCACUGAAGCAGCUUUUCUCACAUACUCUCUGGUCAGAAAGUGGAAGAGAAAUCCACUUGUUCCCCCAUGGUUUCAAACACAUUUGUUGGCCAGUUGUUGAGCUGGCAGGGCUUCAACCUCAGCUUGACUCUAUUACAAUAAAGUUGGUGCAUAGCCAGUCAGAUAACCAGAUGCUCUCUAUUCAUUUAGUUAGAGUGAUAAGAGCUUAUUAACAGCAAAGGGAAAACACAUUGAGGAGAAUUUGAGAUCUGCAGCUAGAUCAACUCUCUGUGAUGUUUUCUGUGGGUUGAAUAAUGUGGGGUAUGAGUCAGUCCUGUUGCAGAGGAGGAGAGAUAAGUUGCAUCCCAGUCAUGGUGUUGCUCUACAUUCAGACUGCAGGGUGACCAGGGGCUACUGGGACUACUAUAAUAUAUGGGCUGUAGGUGGCAGUGAAUCACUAACCUGUUGCAAAUGUACAGGUAACUGCCUAAAUAAAUGAGGGAUACAAAGUAUAUUAGAAACAGGUGCUUCCACACAGGUGUGGUUCCUGAGUUAAUUAAGCAAUUAACAUCCCAUCAUGCUUAGGGUUAUGUAUAAAUAUGUCCAGUUGCUUAUUCUUUUGGCUGCCAUGGCUAGAAGAAAAGAUCUCAGUGACUUUGAAAGAGAGGUCUCAAAGGAGCAUAGGGGGUUUAAAGGGUAUGUGUGUGUGUGCGUGUGUGUGUGUGUGUGUGUGUGUGUGUGUGUGUGUGUGUGUGUGUGUGUGUGUGUGUAUGUGUGUCUCAGUCACCAGAUCUCAACCCAAUUGAACACUUGUGGGAGAUUCUGGAGCGAUGCCUGAGACAGUGUUUUCCACCACCAUCAACAAAACACCAAAUGAUGGAAUUUCUCAUGGAAAAAUUGUGUCGCAUCCCUCCAAUAGACUUCCAGUCACUUGUAGAAUCUAUGCCAAGGCGCACUGAAGCUGUUCUGGUGGCUCGUGGUGGCACAACACCCUAUUAAGACACUUUAUGUUGGUGUUCCUUUAUUUUGUCAGUUACCUGUAUCUCUGUACUAUGGGUGGGAAUACUUUGGAACAGAUUCUCAAAAUUAAAAUAACUUAGAGCUGAUUUGCAGGUGUUUUUACAGUAUUUUACAGAUUCUGUCAAGCUCCCAGUUCUAGUUCCCCUAUCUAGACCUAUCAGAUCCAAUCCCUAAACUCUAAAAUGGACAAGGAUUGUUUUCUAUAGCUAAAUCCCUGGUCACGACAACAGCAACUCAGUGAACCUGAUACCAUAUGGGUACAAUCAUUCGUACCUCAGACUCUUUACAAAGGAACUAUUAGAUGUAGAGACAUCACACAAAGAGGAUCACAGAACAGAUAAGGGGUCUUUUGGAAAUGACACUUGAGGAUAUGGGAGAGCUAGAGCAGCAGAGCUCUCCUCUCAUCACGACUCACAUUAACAUGCAUGGAUUUGCGCUAGAGAGCAGAUACACUACCUGACUGUAUCUGCUCACUGCCUUCAGCCCUUUCUCUUUCUCCAAGUCACAUUUCACACUGUUCGGUGCCGUCUCCUGUCUACAGGUAAACACAAGUGCAAAUAAACAAAUUCCUCUCUUGCCAAUUCCUCUUGCCUUACACUUAUGUCAUUAUAUGGAUACUCCGUAAAUCUAGUACAUUUAUUCCAUGGCCAAAAGUAUGUGGAUUCGGCUAUUUCAGCCACACCCGUUGCUGACAGGUGUGUAAAAUUGAGCACACAGCCAUGCAAUUUCCAUAGACAAACAUUGGCAGUAGAAUGGCCCGUACUGAAGAGCUCAGUGACUUUCAACGUGGCACCAUCAUAGGAUGCCACCUUUCCAACAAGUCAGCUCACCACAUUUCUGCCCUGCUAGAGCUGCCCUGGUCAACUGUAAGUGCUGUUAUUGUAAAGUGGAAACGUCUAGGAGCAACAAUGGCUCAGCCGUGAAGCGGUAGGCCACACAAGCUCACAAGCUCACAAGCUCACAGCGUCUGUUCUUGGUUGCAACACUCACUACCGAGUUCCAAACUCUGGAGCAGUGGAAAUGCGUUCUCUGCAGUAAUGAAUCACGCUUCACCAUCUGGCAGUCCGACGGACGAAUCUGGGUUUGGCGGAUGCCAGAAGAACGCUACCUGCCCGAAUGCAUAGUGCCAUCUGUAAAGUUUGGUGGAGGAGGAAUAAUGGUCUGGAGCUGUUUUUCAUGGUUCGGGCUAGGCCCCUUAGUUCCAGUGAAGGGACAUUUUAACUCUACAGUGUACAAUGACAUUCUAGACGAUUCUGUGCUUCCAAAUUUGUGGCAAACCCAGGCCCUUUCCUGUUUCAGCAUGACAAUGCCCCCGUGCACAAAGCGAGGUCCAUACAGAAAAGGUUUGUCGAGAUCGGUGUUGAAGAACUUGACUGGCCUGCACAGAGCCCUGACCUCAACCCCAUCGAACACUGUUGGGAUGAAUUGGAACGCCGACUGCGAGCCAGGCCUAAUCGGCCAACAUCAGUGCCCAACCUCACUAAUGCUCUUGUGGCUGAAUGGAAGCAAGUCCUCGCAGCAAUGUUCCAACAUAUAGUGGAAAGCCUUCCCAGAAGAGUGGUUGCUGUUUUAGCAGCAAAGGGGGGACCAACUCUAUAUUAAUGCCCAUGAUUUUGGAAUGAGAUGUUCGAUGAGGAGGUGUCCACAUACUGUUGGCCAUGUAGUGUACUUUAUCCUUAAUAUGUACACUCUUAGAAAAAAGGGUUACAAAAGAGUUAUUCGGCUUUCCCCAUAGGAGAACCCUUUUUGGGUUCCAUGUAGAAAUGUUUGUAGAAUCCUUUUUUUGUAGAACCCUUUUUGUAGAACCCUUUUUUUCCAAGAGUGUAGAUAAGCCCCUUGCUCAGUCCACUCCAUUUAGCCCUCUAUGCCCCAUUGGGAACACGAAUAAACCCAACCAUAUCUGUCCCUAGUUAGACCCCUCCCUAUACAAACCACGUUUCUGUCUUUGAUAGGAACUUAGUCCAUUGAAAAUCUUUACACGUCCAGUGUAUCUGAGUAAGAUAUACAGUACUAUACCUUCAUAAGCCACCUCAGUGUAAGACAGAGUGGAAAGGCAGAUAUUUCAUAGUAAUCAUCAUAUAUUUUUUUAUGAUGAUUACUUUAAAGCAAGGCAUGGUGAGGGGUAUUGUAACAAGACUACAGACUUGAAUAUCAACAUUUAUUCUGAACCACUAUCAUUAAUAUGUAUGCAUUGUAAUCAAAUUGAAUGUUGGCCAGAUAAAGAAACAGGAGCUACCUCCUCUUUUCACCUGCUCUGAGAGGUACCUGAGGGAGGGGAGAGAUAGAGACAGGGGUGAAACAAUUGUUUCCCUAGAAAUACAUUUUCUCUCAACAUAGACUUGAUUGAUCAUUUCCAACAUUUCAGCACUUCUUUUUUUGUUACAGAAUCUAUUUUUUGCCACACAGGCCUACCUAUGCACACAUUUCCCUAACAAUAACUCACCAAGUGCCUUAACAAUGGCAACUAUCUCAGGACACAAAUCAACGUUUUGUGGCACACAAUUUGUAGCGAACAAUUCAUGUGAUUCACAAUCAAACUCUCAAGAGAGAUGAUUCUUUGUUCUACCACGCUUCGAUAUAACAAGGACAAUAAAUACACAGUGCCUAGAUUCUGUUUUCCAACAUGAACUUCCUACAUCAAAUUCUAGGCAAAAGAAAGCCAUCAGGAAAAAAGUGAGCUUAAACACUGAUAUUUUCAAAAUCCUUUGAAGGAAACAGUACAUGGAUGUGAGAGCUGUGAUUCCCCUAAGAUGUUGAUGGAGAUCUACUGAGAGUGGACAGAGGAGAUGCUAUGAGAGGGGAGAUGCUACUGCACACCGUUGCCUGAAGAAGAUGGGUAAACAAAGAAAACCAUGUAAUGUUAACACAGCAUCUCAGAGUCGUGACAAUAGAAGACUCUGCUCUCCCACUGAUGGAGCAGGCACCUGUGCUAUACCGCUAUCACAUCUGACUGAAACUCCACUGACAAUAGCAUAACCACAAAUCAAUCAACGUGAACAACAUGCUGAGAUGGGCAAACAAAAGCAGAGCACUUGCAGUUUAGAGGUUCUGCACACACAGUCUUGUUGUUACACACAGUCUUGUUGUUACACACAGUCUUUGUUGUCACUGUCAGUGCUAUCAAUCCCACCCUGUUAUUAGUGAAAGAUUCCUUCAGAGCAGUACUUACUCAGACCUGGCCAGUGCUGUCAGUGCCUUGCUGAAGAACCACCUUAGAGGGGGCACCUCCUCACCCAGAAAGCCCAAUCAU